CUCCCCGGGGGUAACGCGGGAAACGCUGCUGUGUUGGUUCAGUGUUUUCCACAGAGGAGCAGCCGCCGCGCUAAUCCACAUAUCUAGUGAUAGUAUCAUCACCAGGGCCAACCGAUGAGCCUUUCUACAGCUUUUAGUGGUUUCACUCUGACCUGAGAAAGUUAAUCCUCAACAGGAACUCCGUCCUCAGGCUGUGGUGAGUCCGGACCAUUUAAACCAGUCCGGUGGAGCGGUUAAUUAUAUGUCGGUCCCCGCGCUGCUCGUUAACGUUUGUCUCCGUAGCUACCGAGCAGUUGUUAGCUCCGACACAAAGAGGGGAGUCUUGCUAGCUGGCUAAACAACCAACAAACACUUCUAAAAUAACUAUAAAACAUGGAUACGUUUCAGAAGGUGGAAAAGAUAGGAGAAGGGACUUAUGGAGUGGUUUAUAAAGCGAAGAACAAAGUCACCGGCGAAACUGUUGCUCUGAAGAAAAUCAGGCUGGACACGGAAACAGAGGGUGUACCAAGUACUGCCAUCCGAGAGAUUUCACUUCUCAAAGAACUCAGUCACCCAAAUAUUGUCAAAUUGCGAGACGUCAUCCACACUGAGAACAAGCUCUACCUUGUUUUUGAGUUCCUUCAUCAGGACCUAAAGAAGUUCAUGGACUCCUCCUCAGUCACCGGUAUCCCGCUGCCUCUGGUUAAGAGUUAUCUUUUCCAGCUGCUGCAAGGCCUGGCCUUCUGCCACUCUCACAGGGUCCUUCAUCGAGACCUGAAGCCACAGAACCUGCUCAUCAACGCUCAGGGGGAGAUCAAGCUCGCCGACUUUGGCCUGGCAAGAGCCUUUGGAGUACCUGUCCGCACUUACACGCAUGAGGUGGUAACACUUUGGUACAGAGCACCGGAAAUUCUCCUUGGCUGCAAAUACUACUCCACAGCUGUUGACAUCUGGAGUCUAGGGUGCAUCUUUGCUGAAAUGAUCACCAGGAGGGCCUUAUUCCCCGGUGACUCUGAGAUCGACCAGCUAUUCAGAAUCUUCCGCACCUUGGGCACGCCUGAUGAGACCGUCUGGCCCGGAGUCACAUCAAUGCCUGACUACAAACCAUCUUUCCCCAAGUGGGCCAGACAGGAUUUAUCCAAAGUGGUUCCUCUUCUUGACGAGGAUGGAAGAGAGCUGCUCGGAGAAAUGCUGAAUUACGAUCCAAACAAAAGGUUAUCUGCCAAAAAUGCCCUUGUACAUCGAUUCUUCCGUGACGUGACCAUGCCGAUACCUCAUCUCAGACUCUGAGUCACGCAAAAUAUCAGGCCGUUUUUAUGCCAACAAUGUGUAAGCAAUAAGGACCUCCUCAGCCUAAGUUCAGGACCAAACCUGGAAUGGACAGAAACAAUGGACACUACAGGAUACGUUGAAUCCAUUAAUGGAUAUUUGAUAAUACUGAAAACCAGCUUUCUAGAAGAUAGAUGUCCUGAAAGCUUUGCUGUUUCAGCUAUGAUGUUGUAAUAGUUAUGAAUGUUUAACUGUAAUUUUCAAUAUCAUAAUUUUGCAUAUUUAUGUGCAGCUGCCAUUUUUGAUGUAAAUGUUAUUUGUAAUUGGGAUGGUCCUCUUGACCGAGUGCAAGUCAGGCAGACACAUUCUAGUUACCUGCCAUUAAAUUUCUCAAUUUGAUCGGUAUAUUGGAUAUAGGAUGUCCACAUUCAAAUAGUCAAGUAGCUAAAGUUAAAUAUUAUUACAUAUAAGUUUGUGGGAUAGUGCAAAUAACAAAUGUCAUGCUUUGUAAGACAGCUGAAUGAAAGACGGAGAGACAAGAACAUCAUCAGCUGAUGUAAAACAGUUGGUACUACAAGAACAUGAGAUUAUAACCGUGUUCUUCUAGUUUGAUUUAUCUUACGGUUAUAUUCAAAAUUUGGGUCCAAAGUAUCUUGAAGUGAUUUUAAAACUGCAUCUUUCGUUGUUAAACACACACAAAUGCUUAUUAGUCAUUCAGGUUUUCUGGGAGGAUCGUUAACCGAACUGAAGUUUUCACCUUUGUACAUAUAGACAGCUGUGAUAUUCAAAUCUUCCCAGUUGUAAUUCAGAUUUUACAGAAUUUAAUGUGCUGUCACAUUUUCUUACUCUAGAUUUUAUCCAAACCUAAAGAACAGUUUUUUAUGGAUAUUGUUUAUUUACAGUUUGAAAAAAAUAAAACUUGUUCAAAUAA
Molecule: messenger RNA, 2179 nt
Organism: Lates calcarifer (barramundi perch)
Lineage: Eukaryota; Metazoa; Chordata; Actinopteri; Centropomidae
Product: cyclin-dependent kinase 2
Exons: 7
Coding region: 373-1269 (298 amino acids)
Biological process (GO): regulation of gene expression; G1/S transition of mitotic cell cycle; regulation of G2/M transition of mitotic cell cycle
Cellular component (GO): nucleus; cytoplasm; cyclin-dependent protein kinase holoenzyme complex
Molecular function (GO): cyclin-dependent protein serine/threonine kinase activity; ATP binding; cyclin binding
Source: RefSeq, a predicted model, not a curated record